AUGCCCGCGCCGACCCCCGCGCACAAGGGCCCCCGGCAGCCGCGCCGCGUGUGGUUCGUGCGGGACCCCCUGGGCCUCGCGUGCGCCGCGGCCACGUGGCUGCUGCUGCUGGGCGGGUGCGCGGUGCUGCUGCGCGAGCUGCUGGGGCCGGCGCGGGGCGGCGCGGACGGCGGGGCGCACGGCGGGGCGCACGGCGCGCUCUCCCUGGCGCUGGCCGGCCUGGCGCUGGCGGCGCACACGCGGACCCUGCUCACCGACCCGGGCGCCCUGCCGGUGGGCGCGGGGUCCGGCCUGGGCGCCGAGCCCGGGGGCCCCCGCUGCUCCGUCUGCGACCUGGUCCGGCCGCCGGGCGCGCACCACUGCCCCGUGUGCGGGCGCUGCAUCCGCCGCGUGGACCACCACUGCCCGUGGGUCAACAACUGCGUGGGCGAGGACAACCGCAAGUUCUUCCUGCUGUUCACGCUGUACACGGCGCUGGCCGCGCUGCACGCGCUGCUGCUGCUCGGGGUGCCCGCCCUGCGGGGCUACGCGCACGGCCGCCGGGCGCCCCGCGCGCCGCUGCUCUUCCUCCUCCUGGCGGCGCUGUACGGCUUCCUCUUCGCGGCCGUGAUGCUCGCCCUCCAGCUGGGCACGGUCUGCACCGACCGCACCGCGAGGGCGCGGGGCGAGCGCGGCUGGCGGGCCGCGUGGAUGAACCUGAGGGACGCCCUGGGCCACCCGCCCUCCCUGGCCUGGCUCAGCCCCUUCGCCUCCCCGCGACCCCCGAGGCCCAGUGCGCGCGACCGCGUGGUCUGA
Myotis daubentonii (Daubenton's bat) is the source of this 795-nucleotide messenger RNA. Its product is annotated as palmitoyltransferase ZDHHC3-like. The coding region runs from base 1 to 795 and encodes 264 amino acids. NCBI's taxonomy places the organism in Eukaryota, Metazoa, Chordata, Mammalia, Chiroptera, Vespertilionidae. The record is from RefSeq and is a predicted model, not a curated record. The transcript has a single exon.